AUGCGUCAGCAAGGUGACCAGACUUUUAUUGAUAUUUUGAAUGCUUUGAGAGUCGGUGAGCUAACAACCCAACAUUUUAGUAUUUUAAUGGGAAGACUUCUUCAAGACACGAGUGAUGAGUUUGCAAUAGACAAAGCGUUAAGGGUAUACCCCACAAAUCAACAAGUUAACGACCACAACUCUGCUGUAUUGAAUUUGUACAGAAAUAAUGGUGCUCGCAUUUACAAAAUAAAAGCGCAGGAUCAGCUAGUACACGCCACACGAAAUGCAGACAAUGUGGAUAUAGCUACUAUAAUACCAGCUGAUAUCAACAGAACUGGGGGUUUACCAGCGGAACUGCAAAUAUUUGUGGGGGCAAAAGUCAUGCUACGGUCCAAUAUUGACGUUUCAAAGGGAUUAGUAAAUGGCGCUAUAGGCUACAUCAACGAAAUCGUUUGGCCUCAAUUUCGUCGAACUCAGAUGUAUGCAACAGAUGUACCUUCCGUCCGAAUUGAUUUCGCAAGAGACGGAGUACAUCUUAUACACCCGAAAGCCAUACAGUUUCCAGCUAAGUACAAUUACGGGAUGGCUGAAAGAAGAAUGUUGCCUUUAAUACUAUCAUGGGCUUCUACAAUACAUAAAAUGCAGGGCAGCACUGUGGAUCACGCAGUCGUAUACUUAGGUGCGAAACUGUUUGAAGAAGGUCAAGCCUACGUGGCUCUUAGUAGAGUAAGAUCUUUGCAGGGACUACGUAUAGAGGAGUUGGAUUGCAAUAAACUAACGGGCAAGAAACCUUGCAAUAAUGAAGCACUAAAUGAAUUAAACAGAAUGCGAAAUAAAAACUAA
Messenger RNA from Parnassius apollo (apollo), 825 nucleotides. Lineage: Eukaryota; Metazoa; Arthropoda; Insecta; Lepidoptera; Papilionidae. The record is from the annotation of a GenBank genome assembly.